GGACAUCCUAGGAUUCCAAAUGACGCCUGCCGGUAGGAGAGAAGAAGAGUUCAGUGAGCGCUGAUUGGCUGCUGACAGGGGCGUGCUGAACGGAGGAAAAUGCUAACAGCAAGUAGAAAAUCCUUCAAACUUCUCAGCGUCUUGGUGAGUCAGCAGUUCUGCUGCCGACGUUCCCAUCCACAGACCUUCAGGUACAAGAGGUCCCUGCAGAUACCAUUCUUCAGAUGGGAGGGAGACUGCAGCAGGUCUCUGCACACCUCCAUCGUGUGGCAAGGACCCAUCGUCCAGUUCAAGCUGUCGGACAUCGGGGAGGGGAUCAUGGAGGUGACGGUGAAGGAGUGGUAUGUCAAGGAAGGGGACAAAGUGUCCCAGUUUGACAGCAUCUGUGAGGUCCAGAGUGACAAAGCCUCUGUCACCAUCACCAGCCGCUAUGAUGGGGUCAUCAGGAAGCUGUACUAUGACGUGGACGCUACCGCACUGGUGGGGAAACCACUGGUGGACAUUGAGACCGAGUCCAGCUCAGAACUGAUCCAGGAGGAAGAUGUGGUGGAAACACCUGCCAUGGCCCGGGAAGAGCACACCCACCAGGAGAUUAAAGGACAUAAGACCCAGGCCACACCCGCUGUCAGGCGUCUCGCAAUGGAGAACAAUAUAAAGCUCAGUGAGGUUGUGGGGACUGGAAAAGAUGGGCGAAUUCUGAAGGAGGACAUCCUAAACUUCCUGGCCAAGCAGACAGGAGCCAUCCUCCCUCCAACCCCUCCCUUCCAGGAGAUCCAGACUCCAUGCCCUACCCCCUCUGUUCUUGCUGCUGCUGCCGCUGGGCUCGUGGGCACUCCGUCAACUACCAAACCUCCACCUAAAACAAUCAGACCCGUUUUCACAGAGAAGGAUGUGACAGAACCCAUCAAAGGUUUCCAGAAAGCCAUGGUGAAGACCAUGAUGGCAGCUCUGAAGAUUCCUCACUUUGGUUAUUGUGACGAGGUGGACCUCAGCCGGUUGGUGACUCUGAGAUCAGAACUCAGACGGGUCUCAGAGAGCCGUGGAGUCAAACUCAGCUACAUGCCCUUUUUCAUCAAGGCUGCCUCUCUGGGUCUCCUUCACUUCCCCAUCCUAAACGCCUCGGUGGAUGAAAGCUGUCAGAACAUCACCUACAAGGCAUCUCAUAACAUCGGGCUUGCAAUGGACACCAGCCAGGGUCUGCUGGUUCCCAACGUGAAGAACGUUCAGCUGCUCAGCGUGUUCGAGAUCGCCCAGGAGCUGAACCGCCUGCAGGCGCUGGGGGCUGCAGGUCAGCUGGGUGCCACCGAGCUGAGCGGGGGGACGUUCACUCUGUCCAACAUCGGAUCAAUCGGAGGGACGUACGCCAAACCGGUCAUCCUUCCUCCUGAGGUCGCCAUCGGAGCCCUGGGAAAAAUCCAGGUUCUGCCCCGGUUUGAUGCCAGCGGUGAGCUGAUUCCAGCUCACAUCAUGAAGGUCAGCUGGUCAGCAGAUCAUCGCAUCAUCGAUGGCGCCACCAUGUGUCGCUUCUCCAACCUGUGGAGGGAGUACCUGGAGAACCCGGCCUGCAUGGUGCUGGACCUGAAAUAAACACAUUCCCCAUCAGCCCCGGGGUGAGCGGUACCACAGCCCCACCCACCAGCCGCGUGGUUCUGUUCGGUGCCUCUGUGAGCGUCGGGACCGACCCGAACUGGACUGGCUGGGUGGGACGGGACCGAGGUGAAACUAGAUUAGAAGUGUUUGCUGUUUGGAACUGGAUCUCUCCGGUUCUGUGCUGGUUCUGAACCAAACACUCCUCUAGCCAAUGAGGACAUUUUGGUUCGGUUCUGGCCGUCUAUUGGGUCCUCAAUUCGUUCAUUUGGACCGCUGAAUGAGUUCAGGUUAUGUCUGUGGACUCGUGAAGACCCAAGCCCCUUAGGGUCAGGGUCAGGGUUGACCUGACCCUGACCCUAAGGGGUCCUGGGCUGUGACCUGGUCAGAAAGAAUCCAGCUCCUUCUGGAUCCGACCCAGUUCCCACCAAGGCGGUCUGGAGUCAGAAACCCAGAUGUUUCUGGAACCAGAGCCAGCUCUGAUGAUGGUCUUCCUCCUUGCUGUGGCUGCUGGGGAACAAGAACCCGGAGAACCUGCAGGUGUGGUUCGUGUUCCAUGUCCCUGCUGAGGAUCUAAAUAAAGCUCGUUUCAACACCGUC
Molecule: messenger RNA, 2187 nt
Organism: Nothobranchius furzeri (turquoise killifish)
Lineage: Eukaryota; Metazoa; Chordata; Actinopteri; Cyprinodontiformes; Nothobranchiidae
Gene: dbt
Product: dihydrolipoamide branched chain transacylase E2
Cellular component (GO): cytoplasm; mitochondrion
Molecular function (GO): acetyltransferase activity; lipoic acid binding
Source: RefSeq, a predicted model, not a curated record